AUGGGCAAGAGUUUUUCGUCGAAUCAACCACGACUUGAAUUACUUCCUAAUGAACUUUUCAUUGAAAUUUUUCAAUAUAUCGAUUCCACUGAUCUUCGUAAUUUCAAAGGUCUUAAUAAACGAAUUCAUGACAUAAUCGAAGCUUUGAGAAUCGAUAUUAAUGUCCAUCGUAUGGAAACAGUGAAUACUACAUUUUUAUCUGCUUUUAAUCCAUCACAAAUUAUUCGUCUGGACAUGCGUAAUCCCUGGUCCUCAAUGAAUUUGACGAGCAUGAUGAAACUUCGAUCGCUCACACUUGACUGCGGUUGUCUUACACGCAAACAAGUAGAUCAGAUGACCACACUCACUCUACCUUAUUUGGAGCGGCUUUCCGUUCACAAUGCAACUCUUGAACUGCAAAAACUUUUACUUGCCACAAUUUUUCGUGGCGAACAUUUUCCUUCGCUCAAAAUAUGUCAACUUAAAUUAAAACCUACUCAUGAUUUAAAACUCUGCAAUACUAACCGAUUACCAAACAACACCGUUCGUUCUUUGACUAUCAACAGCAAAUGGAGCUGGCACGAAUUCGAGUUUUUACUGAAUCAAUUACCUCAUUUGCGUCGACUGGAAAUAAAUCUUUCAGAGCUAUAUUCGGUGUCAGUUACGUCUAUUCAUCCUCGUUCAUCAAUCAAAAAUCUACGAAUCACAUUGAAUGAUCCGUUAAAUGAUCUGAAAAAAUUACUGAAACUGACACCCAAUCUCGUUCGAUUACGUAUUCGUGGUAGUUUCGGAAGCAGUAGUGCGCUCGAGCAUUUUAAUGAGAUAGCCAAAGUGCUGUCCGAUCUUGUGCCUGGUCUUAAAUAUUUCGACUGCGAACUAUACUCUUAUUCAUGGGAGGGUAGCAAUGUACAGAAUAUACGAUGGCUUCAUCGACUCUAUAAAGAUGUCCAAUGUCUUUGGGGACAACAUCGAAACCAGUGUUAUGCUACUGAUAUUAACACUUAUCCAACUCCUAACGAGUAUGAAUGUGAGUAUCUUGAUGAAUCUGUUUUUUAA
Messenger RNA from Adineta steineri, 1035 nucleotides. NCBI's taxonomy places the organism in Eukaryota, Metazoa, Rotifera, Eurotatoria, Adinetida, Adinetidae. The record is from the annotation of a GenBank genome assembly.